AUGUCUCGCUCGCACAUCGCCAACAUGCAUUCCAUCUCCUCCCUACCAUCCGUGACCAAUCAAGAACUCUCUACUCCGCGAUCAGUCCCGUCUCCAGCAUACGGCCUGAACGGAGGGGCCUGUACACCUCCACCUCGAAUGUCAAGUGAUAGGGAUCGAGAGAGACCAAGGGAUUCAGGUGUUCGUGCUAUUGGAGCGUUCUUUUCUACUCCUUAUGAUUCGGAUCUCGAUUCCGAUGACGAAUCUAUCUCCACUACCACCAAUAGCAAUACUACUCGACAGCCUGUUGCUAUCGCCCGAGCUCGGUCCGCUAGAGCGAUCAGCGUCAAUGUGAAUAAGGCUACGGCGAAGGGUUAUAAGGAUGCGUUGGAAGCAAAGAUCAAGAGCCAAGCUGGUGAAUUGGAUCAUUGGGAAGAUGACCAAGAUAAUCAUGAUGGUCGAGAAGAGCUAGAACCCCCUAGAUCACCGAUGAAAAGAAGUGAAGAGAGAGGUAGACAAUCUGAUGAAUCGGGUAGAGUCAGACCUUUAACAGUGGUGGAAUUUCCAGAACCUACACUACAACCUAAUCAAGGUCAUGGUAGAGGAUAUCCCAACUCCAAUGCACCUCCAUCAUACUCUAAUUCGAAUAGUUCAAGUGGAUAUCCACGUACACCACCUCGUUCAAAUCCCAAUCCUACUACCGCCCCAUUACGUCCUGAUCCUCGUAUCGACACUUCCGGGCUAUCACCACCACGUACUAUACUUCUUCCACCUCCUUCCUUUCCAAUUUCACCAUUACUUGCUGCCCCACCCCAGCUCCACUUCUCUCCGCUCUCUCCACCCUCCUCGCCAUUUGCCAGCCCUGGAGGAGGUGGACACGGUCGAGCGGAUAGCGUAUCGAACGGUUCGAUAAGGGGAUUCGACAUCAUGGCGGAGAAGAAAGCCCUAUUUAGAGAAGGUCAAGAAGAACUGUUCACUCCGUUUUCCACCAGACGUUCCAAACCUGGUAGAAUGGGUGUUAAUGGGAAACAAACUAAAUCUGCUUUUUUGGCUAGUGGCAUGGAUUUUUGGAAGAGGUUUAGCGUGCAUGUGAGGUUGGAUGAACAGGAGAAAGCAAGUAAGAAUGAAAACGCCUGGUUAUCGAAAGCACAAGAACGAAGAGGUCGAAUCAAGAAGAUAAUCUGGGUAGUGGUCAUACUUUUGAUCAUCAUAGUAGCCGCUUUGGUAGCUUACUUUGUUACUCGACCUUCACCUCCUCCAGCUUCCAUAGCAACUUCCAUCUGA
Molecule: messenger RNA, 1263 nt
Organism: Kwoniella botswanensis
Lineage: Eukaryota; Fungi; Basidiomycota; Tremellomycetes; Tremellales; Cryptococcaceae
Exons: 3
Coding region: 1-1263 (420 amino acids)
Source: RefSeq, a predicted model, not a curated record